UGGCUAGCCUCAAGGCAUACUUCAAGCGCAAUGUGCUACAAAGGAACUCAGCCUGCGCACUCGAUCACUAUAAGGUUCUGAAAUCCACGACUCUGAGCUCAUGUCAAGAUGAACCAUCCAUGGAUCGAGGCUUUCAAGCAGUGGGCUUCCUUCACCCAGCCCAACGAUAAAUCAUCAGGAAAUUUUCUGCCUUCAUCCUCAAGCAGAACAGAACGCUCGUUGGGUGACAACCGUCCAAUUUCUGAAGAAGUUUCGCAAAUGGUACCGUCGAGGGAAACUACAAUGGUCCAAGAUUUGCCCCAAUCGCGCCGCGAUGUUCCUUAUGAAGUGAAAACCCCACCUAAAUACCCUUGGAGGGUUGUGGACGCACGUGCAUUCGUGUACACAGGAGCAAUUCGCCUGGUGCUGAUCGAGGAUAUCCGCGACCUGGACGUGAUUGCCAUUUCUUACACUUGGUCAGAGGACAUGAAGAAGUGGAGGGAGUGCAUCUGCAAGCCAGAGGGUCGCACCUACGAAGAACGGAUCGGUCGUGGCUCAAGGAACCUUUCCACCUCUACACCCGCCACCGACACAGACAGUCUAUCCAUUGCUCGUGCACAUCUCUUUUUCACCAUCGUCGCAUUCCUCGUACUCACUAGAGGAAAAAAGUUUUUCUGGAUGGACAUUGUUUGCAUUGAUCAAGACAAGCGGGGGGAGAAAGAAUUUUUCGUACCUCAAAUGGGACACUUAUACCGCAGUGCAUUCGAGACCCACGCAUACCCACUCGGAGCUGAGAUUGCAUCUUCCGUCUUCAGCAACCAAUUAUACUUUCCUAUCUGGGAAACGAGAGCUUGGACGGUGCAGGAGCAGAUAUUGUCGAAGCAGGUGCUCUUUUGCUACGCCUUCCACGGAGACGCUAGGGACGAUUUGAAGAAAGCAGCUUCGCAUGUUGCAGACUCUGACCAUGAAGACGUCAUUGACUUGAAAACUCCCGCGUUGGACAGAUACCGGCACGUCUCCGGCAUGUACGUGCUAGAGAAGAUGGGACGCAUGAUCACCUGCUACAUGGAAGAGGAGUCGGACGGAUUUGGUGGUAACCUCCCUCUCAGCGCAUUCUUGCAUAUGGAGAUAGAAACUCGCGGUAGUUGGAGCCAGAGUGGGAAAGCUAUAGGACGAAGUGCGAAAUACAAGGUCAUGCAGAAUGCGAGGAAAUUACUAGAAGAGCAGAACGCACCCGAGGUUGCAAGGAUAUCUCUGGCAACAUUAGGAGAUCGAACCGCGACAUGUUCAGAAGACAUGAUAUAUUCUGUCCUCGGAGUAUUGGAGUUGGACGACUUCAAAGUCACGUAUGACAUUGGAUUUGAAGAAGCCAGAUUACGUGCCUUUGAAGCUCUUGGCCCCAAGGUGCUCGCAUAUAUCAUCGGCGCCGACUGGGGAUCCAACCAUAAUAGCAGGAACAACGACUCUGCACUCCCCCGCGUGGUCGCUUCCUCACCUAUUACAGGAAUACUAUCCCUCAAACCCGCUAUCCUGAACUGCAAAUAUAACAGGAGCGUUGGUACGCAGAUGUACUGUCGACACGAGAGGCUUCGCGUCUGGAAAGCCCAACCAGACGUUUGGCAGGGCGGGAGCGUCGUAAGGACGACAUUUGGGAAUGAUGGGCUUAUGAUGAUGCAGGGAGCAAGCGUCUUUGAUGCCCCCGAGUUUGCAUGCGACCCCAUUACAGCUAUCCCACCGCAUCUGACAAAGGUGAUCAUCAUCGAGAUGUCUGCUUUCGGCCUCACGGACGAGGAAAUUCACGCCAAAGACUUCGGAAUUGACAAAAUAGUUGAAUUCGUGGAGAUCGGAAUGUGCACUUCCGUGCUCGUUCUGCCGGAUCAAUGGGAGCUUAGCACGAAGACAUCCCUGUUGACUUUGUGCUGCGAACGAACGGUAUCAGGCAACCUCGUGAAUAGAGGAACAGCGCUGAUCAUGGAUGCUUCUGCAUUAUCACCGGCGUACUCAAAUAUCGUAGUGCAGUAGGACCCAUACGAACGCAUCCACCUGUUUACUGCUCCCGGUUUUCUGACUCUGAAAUUCGCAUUU
This is a messenger RNA of Suillus clintonianus, 2064 nucleotides long. RefSeq lists its product as uncharacterized. The coding region runs from base 109 to 2001 and encodes 630 amino acids. NCBI's taxonomy places the organism in Eukaryota, Fungi, Basidiomycota, Agaricomycetes, Boletales, Suillaceae. The transcript has 3 exons. The record is from RefSeq and is a predicted model, not a curated record.